Molecule: messenger RNA, 810 nt
Organism: Chaetura pelagica (chimney swift)
Lineage: Eukaryota; Metazoa; Chordata; Aves; Apodiformes; Apodidae
Gene: RNF223
Product: ring finger protein 223
Exons: 1
Coding region: 1-810 (269 amino acids)
Biological process (GO): protein ubiquitination
Molecular function (GO): ubiquitin protein ligase activity
Source: RefSeq, a predicted model, not a curated record
AUGUCGUGCUUCACACAGCUCUGGCAUUCCAGCACCCCGGAAUCUCCCACCAGCCCCGUCCCUGCGUCUCCAAGUGAAAUCCCCAUCCCCAUCAGCCCCAUCGUGGUCACCUCCCCAGGAGAUGGCAAGAGGAAGGCCAGAUCCCCCACCGACAAGCCAGGCUCUCCCCACCCGACGUCUCCCAAGCCGGCGUCCCCGGUGGAGUGUUCCAUUUGCUUCAACACCUACGACAACACCUUCAAGACCCCCAAGCUGCUCCAGUGCUCCCACGUUUUCUGCCUGGAAUGCGUGGCCCGCCUGAGCACGGGGCUGCCCCCAAACCAGCCCGAGGACCAGCUGCCCUGCCCUUUCUGCAGGCAGCUGACCUGCAUCCCUCUGGAAGGUGCCCCGGCGCUGGAGACCAGCAAGGAGCACCUCGCCACGCUGCCCCCCGAGCUGCAGCAGGAGAAGGUGCUCUGGAUGGAAGGCACCAAGCUCUGCUGCCGCCAGGCCUCAGACGACCCCGAGAACCCAGACUCCUGUAUCUCCAUCGACGUUGCCAUGAGCAAGCCUGAAAGCUCAGAGGCCCCUCCAACAGGGCUGGCAGGGAGGCUGUCCCGCUGCGACAUGUGCGACGACUGGAAGCGCAUCGUCCUCCUCUCCGCCCUCAUCAUCAUCCUCUUCUGCAUCAUCCUGUGGCCGGUGCAGUGCGCCCUCAAGACGGGCAACCUGCGCUGCUUCACCAGGACUGUGGCUGUCAGCAGGCCCGAGUACCUGCCCCCGAAGCACAGCACCCCCGCAGCGCCCGGCACGCAGCCCCCCUUCCCGUAG